CUCGACUUCGUCCUUUCUUCUUCGCAACCAUGUCCUCCGCCGCUUCUGCUGGCCCCGCAACCAUAGGAAGUUAUUUUGCGAACACAGAGAACAAAGGUGUCAAACGCAAGCGGAAUGUCGUCGUUGUUGACAAAUAUGAGUUGGAUAUCGACUCCGUGGACCCCAACAGUCCUAUUGCCCCAGCUGUCGUGGCGGCGAUGAAGCAAAGGAUUAUUGAGCUGGAGGAACAGUUGGCUUCGCGACCACCACCGGCUAAACGUGCACGAAAGGUAAAUGACUCUGCCGUUAUUGCAGAGGCUUCAUCCUCUGCAAAUGCCUCCGUGGCACCGAGCACCACGAAGGCGGAGGAUAAGAAACGCAAACUGCAGUUGAAGAAGAUCUUCGAUCGCCUGAAGAAGGAGUGUAAAAGCGAGUCUGUGAAAUUCCAAGGCACAAGCAAGACCAUCAAGUUCGACGAGGUGCUCGAAUAUGACGAGUUUCAGACGAUCUUUGGCGGCAAGGGUACGUUAAUCCAGCCGACACCGGAGAACAAGCCCAAGAGCACCGUGACUAUCAUCGAAUUUCGCACCACGGCGGCGAUCGAGGACUUACUCGGAGACGAACUGAAAGCUUUGAAGGGUAAUGCAUGGACGCGGGGAGGUGGCCCGUACUUCUCGAAGUCUAUCAAACAGGGCUCCGUGGACGUCGACAUCAUCCACCUGGAUGUUACAUACUCGAAGAAUGGCAUGAAGUGCUCCCUCAAGUUUGAGGUCGAAGAGCGCGGUGGCGGCAACCACUCCUUCGGACCUUCGCAUCGGGCCUCCGUCGGCGGCUUGGGUCGCUCGUUCUUGUGGUAGGGUGCUUAAGCACUUAUAUCUCGACGCUCCAUGGGGAGGUUGCAUGCAUAAUCUCGCGUUGCGCUGAUUCCUCUUCGCAUGUCUUAUCGGCAGCGCACUUGCAAUUAAGCUUAUAUCAAUUCUUGUAG
Rhodofomes roseus is the source of this 964-nucleotide messenger RNA. RefSeq lists its product as uncharacterized. The coding region runs from base 30 to 836 and encodes 268 amino acids. Lineage: Eukaryota; Fungi; Basidiomycota; Agaricomycetes; Polyporales; Fomitopsidaceae. The record is from RefSeq and is a predicted model, not a curated record. The transcript is spliced from 6 exons.